GGUCGCAUGUUUUGACAAAUUUGAAAGUUUUUUUUUUAAUUGCAGGUCAAUGUCCAGCAUAUACACCCAAAUUUGUUGUACAACAAGGCGUUCGUCUGUACGGACAUGUUAUCAACUGGUUGUAUGCUGAAAAGGAGGUUCUUUGUAGACUUAAAUGCAAUAUGGUCGAGAGGUGCUUGACAUUCAAUUUUGAGGAAUCAACAAAAAUUUGUGAAUUGAACGACGCUGAUCAUUCUUUACACGUAUACGACCUUAAACCCACUCAAGGUUUUGUCUAUGUGGACAUAAAGAGGCCAAAGAAAUCUGAAAUUACAAGUACCAGUAUGAGUCAAACUGCAACCAGUCCAGGAACAACCGCUAGUACCAGUACUACUCCGACCACUAGUACCAGAACUACUCAGAAGACAAGUACCAGUACUACUCCGACAACUAGUACCAAUACUACUCCGACAACUAGUGCCAGUACUACUCCGACAACUAGUGCCAAUACUAUUCAGUCCACAAAUUCAAGUGCUACUCUCCCAACAAUCAGGCCAGCAAGUCCAACUUGUGUACGCCGAAGUGAUCACCAUGUUGCAUGA
Messenger RNA from Exaiptasia diaphana, 581 nucleotides. RefSeq names its product integumentary mucin C.1-like. Lineage: Eukaryota; Metazoa; Cnidaria; Anthozoa; Actiniaria; Aiptasiidae. The record is from RefSeq and is a predicted model, not a curated record. The transcript is spliced from 4 exons. Bases 162 to 581 code for a protein of 139 amino acids.